Messenger RNA from Nestor notabilis (Kea), 3441 nucleotides. RefSeq names its product cell division cycle and apoptosis regulator 1 (gene CCAR1). Gene Ontology annotation, cellular component: nucleus. The annotation marks the transcript as partial. Lineage: Eukaryota; Metazoa; Chordata; Aves; Psittaciformes; Psittacidae. The record is from RefSeq and is a predicted model, not a curated record. Gene Ontology annotation, biological process: regulation of DNA-templated transcription. The transcript has 23 exons.
AGAUUGCAGUUAUAGAAGAUAGACACCCAGGAGAUUUUGCCUUUCACCAUGGCUCAGUUUGGAGGACAGAAGAAUCCCCCUUGGGCUACUCAGUUUACAGCCACUGCAGUAUCUCAGCCAGCUGCUCUUGGCGUACAGCAGCCAUCGCUGCUUGGAGCCUCUCCUACAAUAUACACCCAGCAGACAGCAUUGGCAGCAGCAGGCCUGACUACACAAACACCAACGAACUAUCAGCUAACUCAGACAGCUGCUUUACAGCAGCAAGCUGCAGCUGCAGCAGCUGCUUUACAGCAGCAAUAUUCACAACCUCAGCAGACUCUCUAUAGUGUACAGCAACAGUUGCAGCAACCUCAGCAGACCCUUUUAACUCAGCCAGCUGUUGCACUACCUACCAGUCUUAGCCUGUCUACUCCUCAACCGGCAGCCCAGAUAACUGUUUCUUAUCCAGCACCUCGGUCAAGCCAACAACAAACCCAGCCACAAAAGCAGCGUGUCUUCACUGGGGUAGUUACUAAACUACAUGAUACAUUUGGUUUUGUGGAUGAAGAUGUCUUUUUUCAACUUAGUGCUGUUAAAGGAAAGACACCUCAGGUGGGUGACAGAGUUUUGGUAGAAGCUACUUACAAUCCUAAUAUGCCGUUCAAAUGGAAUGCACAAAGGAUCCAGACACUUCCAAAUCAGAACCAGACACAAGCUCAGCCGUUACUGAAGACUCCUCCAGCAGUUCUUCAGCCCAUUGCACAGCAGACUGCAUUCAGUGUUCAGGCACAGCCGCAGCCACAGUCCUUGUUGCAGGCACAGAUAUCAGCAGCUUCAAUCACACCUUUGCUUCAGACACAACCUCAGCCAUUACUGCAGCAGCCACAGCAGAAAGGUGGUUUGUUACAGCCCCCUGUUCGUCUAGUUUCACAGCCUCAACCAGCUCGAAGAUUAGACCCACCAUCCAGAUUUUCUGGGAGGAAUGACAGAGGAGGAGACCCUAUGCCAAACCGAAAAGAUGACAGGAGUCGCGAAAGAGAACGAGAGAGACGUAGGUCCCGGGAAAGGUCACCCCAGAGAAAACGCUCCAGAGAGAGGUCGCCUAGAAGAGAGAGGGAGAGGUCACCUCGAAGACCACGACGUGUUGUUCCUCGUUACACGGUUCAGUUUUCCAAGUUUUCAUUGGACUGCCGUAGCUGCGAUAUGAUGGAGCUGAGGAGGCGUUACCAGAACUUGUAUAUCCCAAGUGAUUUCUUUGAUGCUCAAUUUACAUGGGUGGAUGCUUUUCCUAUGUCUAGACCAUUUCAGCUGGGAAACUACUGUAAUUUCUAUGUAAUGCAUAGAGAAGUAGAUCCUAUAGAUAAAAACGGUGCUGUCCUUGAUCCACCUGAUGCUGAUCAUCUGUACAGCGCAAAGGUGAUGUUGAUGGCUAGUCCUAGUAUGGAAGAUCUCUAUCACAAGUCAUGCGCUCUGGCUGAAGAUCCCCAAGAACUUCGUGAUGGAUUUCAGCAUCCCGCUAGACUUGUAAAGUUUUUAGUGGGUAUGAAAGGCAAAGAUGAAGCUAUGGCAAUUGGAGGACACUGGUCCCCAUCACUGGAUGGACCUGAUCCAGAAAAGGACCCUUCCGUGCUGAUAAAGACGGCUAUUCGUUGUUGCAAGGCUCUUACAGGGAUUGACUUAAGUGUGUGCACACAAUGGUACCGUUUUGCAGAGAUUCGCUACCAUCGCCCUGAGGAGACCCACAAGGGGCGUACAGUUCCAGCUCAUGUGGAGACAGUGGUUUUAUUUUUCCCGGAUGUUUGGCAUUGCCUUCCCACCCGCUCAGAGUGGGAAACCCUCUCCCGAGGAUACAAGCAGCAGCUGGUCGAGAAGCUUCAGGGUGAACGCAAGGAGGCUGAUGGAGAACAGGAUGAAGAGGAAAAGGAUGAUGGGGAAGCUAAAGAGAUCUCUACACCUACACACUGGUCUAAACUGGAUCCAAAAACAAUGAAGGUGAAUGACCUUCGCAAAGAAUUAGAAAGUCGAACUCUUAGCUCUAAAGGACUGAAAUCUCAGUUGAUAGCUCGACUGACAAAGCAGCUAAAAGUAGAGGAACAAAAAGAAGAGCAAAAGGAGCUAGAGAAAUCUGAGAAAGAAGAGGAAGAGGAGGAAGAUAGGAAAUCCGAAGAUGACAGAGAGGAAGAAGAAAGAAAACGUCAAGAAGAAAUGGAACGUCAGCGGCGGGAGAGACGAUACAUCUUGCCUGAUGAACCAGCAAUCAUUGUACAUCCUAACUGGGCAGCAAAGAGUGGGAAGUUUGACUGUAGCAUUAUGUCUCUUAGCGUUCUUCUGGACUAUAGAUUAGAAGAUAAUAAAGAACAUUCCUUUGAGGUAUCACUGUUUGCAGAGCUCUUCAAUGAAAUGCUUCAGAGAGAUUUCGGUGUCAGAAUUUACAAAGCGUUGAUUUCUCUCCCAGAGAGGGAAGACAAAAAAGACAAAAAAGGCAAAAAAGAUGAGAGAAAAGAAAAAAAAGAAGAAAAAGAUGAUGAAACAGAUGAUCCAAAACCUAAGAGGAGAAAAUCUGGAGAUGAUAAAGACAAAAAAGAAGAUAGAGACGAAAAGAAGAGGGAAGAUAAAAGGAAAGAUGAUUCUAAAGAUGAAGAAGAAACUGAAGAUGACAAUAAUCAAGAAGAAUAUGAUCCGAUGGAAGCAGAAGAUGCUGAAGAUGACGAUGAAGAUCGGGAUGAGGAGGAAAUGAACAAACGGGAGGACAGAAGAGAGGGAAACAGGCAUUGCAAAGAGAGGUCAUCCAAAGAUAAAGAGAAAGACAAGACACAGAUGGUAACUGUUAAUAGAGAUCUUCUGAUGGCUUUUGUUUAUUUUGAUCAAAGUCAUUGUGGAUAUCUUCUGGAGAAGGACAUGGAGGAGAUACUGUACACUCUUGGACUACACCUGUCACGUGCUCAGGUCAAGAAGCUACUUAGUAAAGUAGUGCUUAGAGAAUCUUGCUUUUAUAGAAGACUAACAGACACUUCUAAAGAUGAAGAAAACCUAGAAGAGUCUGAAGAACUACAGGAAGAUAUGUUAGGUGGAAACAGAUUACUGUUACCAUCACCUACUGUAAAGCAAGAAUCAAAAGCCAUAGAAGAAAAUGUUGGCCUCAUUGUGUACAAUGGAGCUAUGGUGGAUGUUGGGAGCCUUUUACAGAAACUGGAGAAGAGUGAAAGAGUGCGGGCAGAAAUAGAACAAAAGCUUCAGCUACUAGAAGAAAAAACAGACGAGGAUGAAAAGACCAUACUACAACUGGAGAAUUCUAACAGAAGUCUAUCUGCGGAGCUGAAAGAAGUGAAGAAGGACCUCGGUCAACUGCAAGAAAAUUUGAAGAUCUCUGAUGAUAAAAACUUGCAAUUUGAGGGUCAGCUGAAUAAGACAAUCAAAAAUUUAGCUACUGUUAUGGAUGAAAUACAGAGUGUUCUGAAACAG